Molecule: messenger RNA, 1891 nt
Organism: Cynara cardunculus var. scolymus (artichoke)
Lineage: Eukaryota; Viridiplantae; Streptophyta; Magnoliopsida; Asterales; Asteraceae
Product: beta-glucosidase BoGH3B-like
Exons: 8
Coding region: 8-1891 (627 amino acids)
Biological process (GO): glucan catabolic process
Molecular function (GO): beta-glucosidase activity
Source: RefSeq, a predicted model, not a curated record
UGAAGAAAUGGUGAAGCUUUCACCAUGUGCUGUUACGAUUCUGGUGAUGUGUUGUUGGGCUACAAUUGCUGCAUCUCAUGCCAUGAAAUACAAAGACCCAAAUCAGCCACUAAAUGUUCGCAUAAGGGACUUGAUGAAUCGAAUGACUUUGGAAGAAAAGAUUGGUCAAAUGACGCAGAUUGAUCGAUCUGUUGCCACAUCUGAUGUAAUGCAGAAAUACUUCAUAGGGAGUUUAUUGAGUGGCGGAGGGAGUGUUCCGGCCAAAGAAGCAUCACCGGAGACAUGGAUUAAUAUGGUAAACAAUUUCCAAAACGGGUCGUUGUCGACCCGUUUAGGGAUACCGAUGAUGUAUGGAAUUGAUGCUGUUCAUGGCAAUAGUAAUGUUUACAAUGCCACCAUUUUCCCACAUAAUAUUGGCCUUGGAGUAACAAGGGACACUGAAUUGGUGAAGAAAAUCGGAGCUGCGACUGCUCUUGAGGUUCGAGCAACCGGCAUUAACUACGCCUUCGCACCUUGUGUAGCGGUGUGUAGAGAUCCAAGAUGGGGUCGUUGUUUCGAGAGUUUUAGCGAAGAUCCUUUGAUUGUUCGAGCAAUGACGGAGAUUAUACCUGGACUUCAAGGAGACAUUCCUCGCAACGGUCGAAAAGGCGUUCCUUUUGUUGGUGGACAAAAAAAAGUUGCAGCUUGCGCCAAACACUUUGUUGGUGAUGGUGGAACAACGAGAGGCAUCAAUGAGAACAAUACUGUCACGGACGUCCGUGGUUUAUUGAGCAUUCAUAUGCCACCUUAUUAUGAUUCGAUUCGAAAGGGUGUUUCAACCAUCAUGGUUUCUUACUCUAGCUGGAAUGGAGUCAAAAUGCAUAGAAAUCGCAAUCUUAUAACUGGAUUUCUCAAGAACACCCUCAAAUUCAGAGGAUUUGUGAUCUCAGAUUUCGAAGGUAUCGACAAGAUGACGAACCCACCUCAUGCGAAUUACACAUGGUCGAUUCUGCAGAGCGUUUCUGCUGGCAUAGAUAUGAUCAUGGUUGGCUACAACUACACAGAAUUCAUCGAUGGAUUGACCUAUCUUGUGAAGAACGAGUUCAUCCCAAUGACUCGGAUCAACGAUGCAGUGAGGCGGAUUCUGCGAGUGAAGUUCGUGAUGGGUCUGUUUGAAAACCCGUUAUCAGAUUUGAGAAUGGCGAAAUAUCUUGGAUCAGAGGUACAUCGAGGAUUGGCUAGGGAGGCCGUACGAAAAUCGUUAGUCUUGUUAAAGAACGGUAAACCCGGUGACCGGCCGAUGCUUCCACUCCCGAAAAGAUCGACCAAAAUCUUGGUCGCCGGUACCCACGCCCAUAACAUCGGUAACCAAUGUGGUGGCUGGACGAUCGAAUGGCAUGGCAAAAGCGGUAAUAUUACCAGAGGUACAACGAUCUUAUCAGCAAUCCGAAAUACCGUUCUCCCGACAACCGAAGUCGUGUACAUCGAGAACCCAACUCCCGAUUACAUCAAAUUGAACAACUUCUCGUACGCUAUCGUGGUAACGGGCGAGUAUCCGUAUUCAGAGUCAGCUGGUGAUAGUCAGAAUCUAACGAUACCAGAACCUGGACCAACAACGAUUACAAAUGUAUGUGGGUCUGUGAAGUGUGUGGUUGUGCUGAUGUCAGGUCGACCCGUUGUGAUCGAGCCGUAUGUUCCGAUCAUGGAUGCAUUGGUGGCUGCGUGGCUUCCGGGAACCGAAGGUGAAGGUGUAACCGAUGUUCUAUUUGGCGAUGCUGGUUUUACGGGCAAACUUGCACAUACUUGGUUCAAGACGGUCAAUCAACUCCCAAUGAACGUUGGUGAUCCGCAUUACGAUCCAUUGUACCCGUUUGGAUAUGGACUCACAACCGACGACGGAUAUUCGACGUAG